Amoebophrya sp. A120 is the source of this 1257-nucleotide messenger RNA. The record is from the annotation of a GenBank genome assembly. NCBI's taxonomy places the organism in Eukaryota, Dinophyceae, Syndiniales, Amoebophryaceae.
CUGCAUGAAACAGCGUGAUUUGAUGACUGAAAGCAACAGGCAAGUAGUUCAACUCUUCUUGACAUCACUGGUUCUUGUAGAUCUGUUCGUUUUGGUUCGUUGCUUUCGUGUUUCUCGACGUUCGGAUUGAUGGAUUGAUAUCGAAAAUGACAUGACGCAGAAGCUGCAUAACUUAAAGCAAACACCGGAUGAAUAGAACACAUUAGCAAACACGACCCAUGACCUCUAUUCCACACCCUCCGGAAGCACGGCGGGUCCGGUACUUUUCGCUAGCUAUCGAAGAUAAAGCGAAAGCACCGAAUCCCGCAGAGCGAACACGCACUUUCCAGCGCCACAGCUUUGUGUUGGUUCUUCGUCCAGACAGCGAUCUGGCGGAUUUCGAGGGCCAGGUCAUCGUCACCAGCACGAACCGGCAACUCCAGGGUGCUCGGCUGCGUAACUGGUGGGGCUUUGCGGGCAGGAAAAGUGCGGAUGUGGCGCUACACGAUCGAUGCGGAGGGGAGAUGUUGGCGGACGCGGCGCGGCGCGCAUUGAAGAGGCGGAGGGAAGAGGAGCAGCUUCGGGGAAUCGCUUUUAUUUCGCAAGAUUUUGACGAAACAGCGGAGCUCCGGGUCGGGGAGGUGUUGCCAACUCCGGUGCCCCGCAGAGCGGGUACAUCGUUGACUAGCGCAACGUUGCGAUGCUCAUUUGUCCUACACUGCCUGUUGCCACUGUAUCGGCCGGAUGUGGAGAAACAGGAACAGCAGGAUGUGGACGAGAAUUCAAAGCCGGCAGGCGAUGAUGACGAAAGAAACGAUGUUAUUGUGGAGACGCGCGACAUCAGCCACGUGUACGCGAGUCGGGAAAUAGUGAGUACCACUGCGGAGGUGAGUGAUGCCAUCGCCACCGUGGUCAAAAAAUCGCUUGAUUGGAGCCUCAACGCAACCAGUCUGGCGCUCGUGCAAAUCGCCUGUCCCGCGCUUGGUUGCGGCGCCAAGUGCUACCCGGCGACGGUAGCGGCAGAGGCUUUUUUUACAACGGUGUCAAACCACCAGCAGUUGAGGAGAUGUUGUGAUCCAAAUUCUGCGAAUGGCAAGCAGAAGGUUGUGUUGCUAGAAGUUCGAUUUUGGGACACAGCCGUGUUUUUCGCUUGGGAAAAAGUAGCAAUGGCUGUUUUAGAUGAAAUUACAGAGGCCCAAUAUUGGGAGUUGCGAGAAUUGGGACAAACUUUGGAAAGAAAAAGAAAAACGGGCAACGGCUCGUCCUGCACCAUUGCAU